Molecule: messenger RNA, 3163 nt
Organism: Lycium barbarum (goji berry)
Lineage: Eukaryota; Viridiplantae; Streptophyta; Magnoliopsida; Solanales; Solanaceae
Product: auxin response factor 12-like
Exons: 14
Coding region: 533-2929 (798 amino acids)
Biological process (GO): regulation of DNA-templated transcription; response to hormone
Cellular component (GO): nucleus
Molecular function (GO): protein binding; DNA binding
Source: RefSeq, a predicted model, not a curated record
GAGCCAGCACUUCAGCAAUCAGUCACUUUCUAUAAUCUUCCUUAAAUCUUUGAGGGUCCCCCCCCUCUUCCUUUUUACUAUACUUUCUUCUGUAGUUGCUUUGAAUACUUGAACCAACUCUCACUUAAAUAAGAAUAAGAAAAAGAAAAAGAAAAAGAAAAAGAGAGCUGUACCAAACAAACUACUUGUUGUUUUUCUUGGGAACUUGAAGAUCUGCUUAAGUUUUGCUGUAACCAUUUGUUUCUUUGGAGAAAAGGGUGUUUUGGGUUUUUCUUGUUUUGUGUGUUUUCUUGAUUUUUGCAGUGUUCUUAGGACAAGUAUGAAGUAGUUUCCAUUAAUAGUGUUUAGUUGUGGAAGUUGGUUUGGAUGAGAAAUAAUGCUUGCCUGCUUCAGGGUGGGGGUGGGGUGUGAAACUAGUGUCAGAGUUUCCAUAUUUAGGCUUUCUUUUUGGUCUUUUAUUGUAGUUUUUUGGUCUUUUCUUUUUUUAGUUUUUUUGGGUUAAUUAGGAAAAGUAGUUGCUUGAUUUGAGGGAAUGAGGGUGUCUUUUUCUGAGUUCAAUCCUCAGCCAGAGGAAGGAGGGGAGAAGAAAUGCCUGAAUUCAGAGCUGUGGCACGCUUGUGCAGGGCCACUUGUCUCUCUUCCGCAUGAAGGAAGCCGAGUAGUGUAUUUUCCUCAAGGGCAUAGUGAGCAGGUUGCUGCAUCGACAAACAAGGAAAUAGACGGUCAUAUCCCUAACUAUCCUGGAUUACCACCUCAACUUAUCUGUCAGCUUCACAAUGUGACCAUGGAUGCAGAUGUUGAGACUGAUGAAGUAUAUGCUCAAAUGACUUUGCAGCCACUAAGUCCACAAGAGCAAAAGGAUGUGUGCCUGCUACCAGCUGAACUUGGGAACCUGAGUAAACAACCAACUAACUACUUCUGCAAAAUAUUGACUGCAAGCGACACCAGUACUCAUGGUGGAUUCUCUGUCCCUCGACGAGCUGCAGAAAAAGUUUUCCCUCGUCUUGAUUACUCUCAACAGCCUCCUGCACAAGAGUUAAUUGCUAAAGAUCUUCAUGGAAAUGAAUGGAAGUUCCGGCAUAUAUUUCGUGGCCAACCAAAGAGGCAUCUCCUGACGACAGGAUGGAGUGUGUUUGUAAGUGCGAAGAGACUUGUUGCGGGCGACUCAGUUAUCUUUAUCUGGAAUGAAAAUAAUCAAUUGCUUUUGGGGAUACGUCGUGCCAAUCGUCCACAAACUGUUUUGCCUUCCUCGAUGCUGUCAAGUGAUAGCAUGCGUAUUGGUCUUCUAGCUGCAGCAGCUCAUGCAGUUGCAACAAAUAGCCGGUUUACAAUAUUUUUCAAUCCAAGGGCUUGUCCAUCAGAGUUUGUUAUACCUCUCGCCAAGUAUGCUAAAGCAGUGUAUCAUACUCGAGUUUCUGUUGGCAUGAGGUUCCGAAUUCUAUUUGAAACAGAAGAAUCGAGCGUCCGCAGGUAUAUGGGCACAAUUACUGGCAUUGGUGAUUUAGAUCCUGUUCAUUGGCCGAAUUCUCAUUGGCAGUCUGUAAAGGUUGGGUGGGAUGAAUCAACCGCAGGGGAGAGGCAGCCUAGAGUUUCGCUCUGGGAAAUUGAACCUCUGACAACAUUUCCAGUGUAUCAAUCUCCUUUGUCCCUUAGGCUGAAGCGGCCAUGGCCAUCUGGACUGCCUUUAUUUCCUGGUCUAUCAAAUGGUGAUAUGAAUUUGAAUUCUCCUCUUCCAUGGCUGCGCUGUGACAUGGGCGAUCAGGGGAUACAAUCACUUAAUUUCCCGAGGUGUGGUGUUACUUCGUUCAUGCAACCAAGGUUUGAUGCUUCUAUGCUAGGUUUGCAGCCCGACAUUUUGCAAGCAAUGGCAUCAUUAGAUUCUUCUAAGCUUGCAAAUCAGUCGCUUAUGCAGUUCCAACAUAGUAUCCCUAGUGGUUCAGCAUCUUUGAUUCAGAGCCAGCUAUUGCAUCCGUCCAAUUCACAACAUACAUUUCUCCAAAACCAGUUAAUACCGCAGCAACAAUUGCAGUGCCACCAAUCUUAUAAUAAUGAGCAGCAACAGUUGCAACGCCAGCAAUUUUAUAAUGAUCAACAGCUUCAGGGACCCCAUUCAUUUUCCUCAUCAAAGCGGAUUGCUCUAGAAUCUCAGUUCCCUUCACUAGUUACUCCGUACAUAGUGACACAGGCUGAGGAUUUGAUGGUGCCUAAUACUAAAACGCCAAACCUUUCCACUUUGUUUUCACCAAUUCCCGGUGGAGAAGUUUUGGAUCAUCAAGGAGUAGCAGAUAUCCAAAACAACACACUAUUUGGAGUUAAUUCCGACUCCUCUAUCAUACAGCAGAAUGGCAAUGGUACGGAGAACGGGUCUUUACCUGUGCCUUAUGAUACCUCUACCUUCACAAAUACACUGGGUAGUGAGUAUCCUGUUAACUCAGACAUGACAACUUCAAGUUGUGUAGAUGAAUCGGGUGUCUUACAGUCCUCAGAAAAUGUGGAUCAAGCAAACUCUCUUACGGGGACCUUUGUGAAGGUUCACAAAUCAGGGUCCUUUGGACGAUCACUGGAUAUCUCCAAAUUUAGCAGCUAUAAUGAGCUGCGAAGUGAGCUUGCUCGCAUGUUUGGCCUUGAAGGCAAGUUGGAGGACCCUGAGAGAUCAGGCUGGCAGCUUGUAAUUGUUGACCGGGAGAAUGACGUUCUCCUCCUUGGUGAUGAUCCCUGGCAUGAGUUUGUGAACAGUGUUUGGUACAUCAAGGUACUCUCUCCACCUGAAGUGCAACAGAUGGGCAAAGAGGGCCUCGACCUGCCAAGCGCAGUCAAAACGCGGAGGAUCACUAGCAAUGGCAAUGACAAUGGCUGCGAUGAUUUCAUCAACCGGAAAGACUCUUGUAAUAUUUUGAGCGGAAUACCCUUGGGGUCAUUUGACUACUAGUAAACAACUAAAUGUGUCCUUGGUUAAUAUAAUUUUUUGUAUGUUGCUCAAUGUCAUCUAUCUCUUCUACCUAAAACAAAGGGUCAAGUCUCAUUUGAAGCUUGUAAUCCAGAUAAUUACUAUGUAAAUUUGACUAAUGUUUGUUGUUGUUAAGCCAGUGGAACUACCUUCCAGAGACAAAAAUUGUACAAAUAGUGAUACUAGCUGAAUCAAUGGUUUCUACCCGUUGUCUUC